Nicotiana attenuata is the source of this 487-nucleotide messenger RNA. Its product is annotated as eukaryotic translation initiation factor 3 subunit B-like. Lineage: Eukaryota; Viridiplantae; Streptophyta; Magnoliopsida; Solanales; Solanaceae. Gene Ontology annotation, molecular function: translation initiation factor activity; translation initiation factor binding; RNA binding. Gene Ontology annotation, biological process: translational initiation. The transcript has 3 exons. Gene Ontology annotation, cellular component: eukaryotic translation initiation factor 3 complex. The record is from RefSeq and is a predicted model, not a curated record. The coding region runs from base 14 to 487 and encodes 157 amino acids.
GAGAUUUCCAAUCAUGGUGGACGUUACGUAUAUGGGAGAAAUCACAGCCAUAGCCGCUAGGAUUAGUGUGGAUCUUUCCCAAAUCGAUCUUGACUCCAUUCAUCUUCCUCCUAGUGAAGAUUGUGGCAUACCCAGUGAUGAUGAUGACUUAAUGGAGGAGGACCCCUUGGAGUUUGAUGCUGGUUUUGGGAACAUACUGGUGGUGGACAAUCUUCUUGUGGUGCCUAAAGAGAAAUUUGAGAAGUUGGAAGGAGUAGUUCGGAAAAUUUACAGCCAACUUGGUGUUAUUAAGGAGGAUGGUCUCUGGAUGCCUAUUAAUCCUGAGACUCAGAAAACCCUUGGGUACUGCUUCAUCGAGUAUAAUACUCCUCAGGAAGCUGAGCUGAGUAAGGAGAAGACACAUGGAUACAAGUUAGAUAGGUCGCAUAUAUUUGCUGUUAACAUGUUUGAUGACAUUGAGAAAUUCCUAAAAGUUGUCGAUGAGUAG